GUAUAAAUAUGAAGCUUCACCUAAAGAGUUCCAAAAAACCUUGGAUUUCUCCUCGAAAUCAUGCAUAUUCAUUGUAUCCCCCAACAGAAUUCCAGCUGUCUAGUGAGGAUAUCAAGAAAACUCAUCUAAAUCCUAUAAGAAUGAUUGAUUCUUUGGAACUGAUGGAUUCUCCUUCUUCGACAGGACAAAAAGAUUUGAUAGCUAUGAAUAAAAUACCCUUCAAAUAAGCUCUUUCAGUCCCACACUCAGAGCAAUCAGAAAUACAUCCUCUUCCCUGAGCUAGCAAAUAUCUGCAAGAAAAUAGGCCUUUUCCCUGAGUUUUUGAAUUACAAAGAAAUCAAAGCUAUUAUUUGUGACGUGAAGAAGGUAAAUGGGCCUGAUGCUAGCAUCCAAUCCUUUAAGAUCACCUUUGACAACUUCCUAGAGUUCCUCCAUAAGUGCUCUGAUUUUUAUGAAGUUGGAAAACUUCAUAAAAAUAAUAGAAACAGUUCAAAAUGUCAAAGGGCAAAGACAACUAAAAUUAAAGACCUCAAGGGAUCUUCGAUGACUGCCUCUUCAAAGGAGUUUAUCUCCCUUAUUCAGUCAAGAGUAAAAUUUAACUACCAAAUAAAUUUGAAAGUGAGCCACCAUGCUAAGAAUUUCAGUAAGAAUUUAACCAGAAAUACUUCGAAAUAAAAUUAUGAAAAGUCCUACAUCUCAGUCAAAACUCAGCAGACAGAUUGACUCGAAAGCCUGCAGUAAGCAGACUAGCAAUGAAGCUCAGAAUGCCCCAGUGUGCAAUACCCCAAAGCUUCAAAAAUAUGAGAUAGACCUAAUCAAGAAAGUGAAAUAAGAUAAACACCUCAAGGAAGGUCAAUUCAACAAGUUUUGAAGAGCCAUUUAAAGCUUCCUUUGACAAUUCUGCAAUGAGAGAGUACAAUAUGAAAGUAAAAGGGAUCAAGUCUCAAAGCAAAAAGAAUUUGAAAAAGGAAAUAAUCAAUAAGCCAAAACUCUUGGAAGAUAUACCUUCAAAGGCUUUCAUAGAAAGCGAGAGAUUUGAAACCAACUUCAGAAACUCUGAGCUAGAAAUAAUACAGCAGAAAUCAUCAAAUAGCACAUUAUUUUCAAACUACCAAAAAGCAAAUACAAUCUCUCACCAAAGCAUGUUCGCCAAAGAAGACUCUAAAUUAGGAAGGAAAUAAUGUGGAAAGCUUUCAAAACCCAACUUCAAAAUUCAGUCUAUUUAACCACAGUGACCUGAUUAACCCCGAAGAGCUUAACGAAAGCAUCGCUUCACUAAAGGAUAAUACCCAGAGUCAGACCAAUCGGAGGACUAGAAAAGAGAGAAAGAUUGUAACCCUAGAGAGUGACGAUGGUAAUAACACUCACAGAAUUAAAAGCCAGAUCUCUCAUUUCAACAAGUCUAAUAACCUAUCUCCCAAGAUUGAUGAAAGUCUGCAUUAUCAGAAUAUCAAAAAUAAGUAUAUCAAAUCAGGCAAAAAUCAAAGAAAUAACCUUCAGAAGAAAAGAUUCAUAGUGAACUCUCCAACAUCAAGUCUCUUCAAAGGAGGUCUGAGAAGUACAUUAUUAGUAGACCUUGAUAAUGAUGAUGAUUACAUGAAGAAGUCAUAUAAGAUGACUCCAAAGACUAUAGAUAAAAGAAAGUACCUUUCGCUCUCUAAGAACUCCCACAACAAGUCCUCCCUAAGCAUUGGAAUGUCAUCUUCAGAUGUAAUAGGAAAGAUAAAAUCCACAUUUGAAAGAUUUAUCGAGAAUAAUGAUAAAAUACAGAGUGCGAGGAGUCUGGAGAAUCUUCACAAAGUAGCUCAGACUAUAAAUGUUCAAAAACAGAACAAGAUAACCAACACAGCCAUUGGUCUGGGCAUCCUUCAAGGAAUUCUGGGACCGAAGCGGAAGAAAUUACUCAGAAAAGCAAUAGCAGAGUUGAAAAACUAGA
Molecule: messenger RNA, 1936 nt
Organism: Moneuplotes crassus
Lineage: Eukaryota; Ciliophora; Spirotrichea; Euplotida; Euplotidae
Source: the annotation of a GenBank genome assembly